AUGGGUGCGGGGGAUGCAGAUGAUGAAGUGGUAGGGGAUGAGAAAGGGGAAGUCAGCCACCUGAGGGGUGGCAGCAGAGGUGGCAUCGGAGGUGUAUGUGAGGACAGGGGCAGGAUUAGGAGCUGCUGUGGGUGUGGAGGCUGGGAGAAGGGUGUAGAUGUGGGGAUACACAGCAGGGGAGGAAGUGGGGAAGUGGUGGAGUGGGAAGUAAAGGAUGAAGCGUGUGCCAACUCGUGUGUUAAUGAUGUGGCUCUCCAGGCGAAUAAAAAAGACAAGCGAAUCAGCUCACACCACAAUCCCAGGGGUCCGAUAUGUUACAACUGCAGCAAAUAUGGACACAUAGCGAAAAAUUGUGGUAGUAAAAAAAAGGAAGGGAAAAAUCAGUAA
Molecule: messenger RNA, 387 nt
Organism: Schistocerca americana (American grasshopper)
Lineage: Eukaryota; Metazoa; Arthropoda; Insecta; Orthoptera; Acrididae
Exons: 2
Coding region: 1-387 (128 amino acids)
Molecular function (GO): zinc ion binding; nucleic acid binding
Source: RefSeq, a predicted model, not a curated record